Messenger RNA from Labrus mixtus (cuckoo wrasse), 3205 nucleotides. RefSeq names its product phospholipase C, delta 1a (gene plcd1a). The transcript is spliced from 15 exons. NCBI's taxonomy places the organism in Eukaryota, Metazoa, Chordata, Actinopteri, Labriformes, Labridae. Gene Ontology annotation, biological process: phosphatidylinositol-mediated signaling; lipid metabolic process. Gene Ontology annotation, molecular function: phosphatidylinositol-4,5-bisphosphate phospholipase C activity; calcium ion binding. The coding region runs from base 96 to 2423 and encodes 775 amino acids. The record is from RefSeq and is a predicted model, not a curated record.
GGAACCAGCCUACGUGGUGCCCGUGUCUCUUCCACACCGAGGACAGAUUCAACUUCUACUGGAUAUUUAGCAGUUUUUUUUAAAGUUACUCCAAAAUGUCUUGUUUACAUAAACGUCCAAAAAGGACGAAAUCCGAGGAACAGGCUUUCCAGGAGCAGAUGAAAAAAGUUGCGUUGGAGAACGGAAAACGCCUAGGUUUGGAGGGAGAUCCAGAUCUACAGUUCCUGCUGGAUGGCGGGAAGCUGGUGAAGAUCCGCUCCAGGUCCUGGAAGAAGGCACGCUUCUUCAAAUUGCUGGAAGACUGCAAAACGUUUUGGCAUGAGUCCGGCAAACCAUUCAGGAAAAACCAAACCUUCUCCAUUGAUGAUAUUGAUUCAGUGCGCAUGGGCCGCCAGUCUGAGGGUCUCAAUAAACACACAGACCCCAGCAUAGAUGAGCAAUGCUUUGCCAUCAUCUUCAAGGGUCGCAAGAAAAAUCUGGACCUGAUGGCAGCCAGCGGGCCGGAGGCGAAACAGUGGGUGACCGGCCUUGAGAAGAUCAUGACCACCAUGAGGAACCUCAGCCGCCAGCAGAACAGUGAGCACUGGAUCAUAAACUGCAUGCGGAAAGCAGACAAGAAUGACGACAACCAGAUGAGCCUGAAGGAGCUGAAGCACUUCCUGCGACAGGUCAAUGUUGAAGUGGACGACUCAUAUGCAGAGGAAAUAUUCAAGAAAUGUGACACGUCCAAUUCAGGCUCCCUGGAGGGCUCUGAAAUCAAACACUUCUAUGACCUGCUGACGCAUCGGGAGGAGAUCGAUGUGGUUUAUGGAAAUUUUGCCGAAACAGAGGGUCAGAUGAGUGCAAGAGACCUGCUGAACUUCCUGUUGAAUGAGCAGAGGGAGCAGGUGUCCAUGGAGGACGCCCUCAAGUUGAUUGAAAAGUACGAGGUGGAUGAAACAGCGAAGCAGAAGAAUCGCAUGACCAAAGAUGGCUUCCUGAUGUACCUGCACCACGAGGAUGGCUCCAUCUUCAACCCAGCCCACAAAGACGUGUAUCAGGACAUGACCCAGCCCCUCAACCAUUACUACAUGUCCUCCUCUCACAACACGUACCUGAUGGAAGACCAACUCAAAGGACCCAGCAGCACAGAGGCCUACAUAAAAGCGCUGAUGAAGAGCUGUCGUUGUGUGGAGCUGGACUGUUGGGAUGGAGCUAACGGGGAGCCUGUUAUUUACCACGGCUACACUCUCACAUCCAAAGUGCUCUUCAGAGACGUCAUCAGAGCCAUCAAAGAGUACGCCUUCAAAACAUCAGACUACCCAGUGGUCCUGUCCCUGGAGAACCACUGCACCGUGGAACAACAGAAGCUCAUGGCCCAUUACCUGAUCUCCAUCCUGGGUGAUGCUUUGGUCACAAGGCCUCUGGGGAACACAAUGACCAAGAACUUCCCCUCACCUGAGGAGCUGAAGGGCAAGAUCCUCAUCAAGGGGAAGCGAUUGAACAAAGUGAAUGCUGCCUCUAACAACAACAGCACCAUAGAUGAAGAUACUGUGUCUGAGGAGGAUGAGGCUGCAGAUUGUAAGGACAAUGGACAAAAACCCAAACCAAAGAAAUCCAAAAUCAAACUGGCCAAGGCACUCUCAGACAUCGUCAUCUACUGCAAGAGUGUUCAUUUUAAUGGCUUUGAACACGCUAAGGAGAACCAGGAGUUCUAUGAGAUGUCUUCCUUUAAGGAAACUAAAGCUUUCAACCUGGCAGAGACUUCAGCUACUGCCUACAUCCAUCACAACAUGGACAAACUCAGCAGAAUCUACCCAGCUGGCUCCAGAACGGAUUCCUCAAACUACAACCCAGUGCCCAUGUGGAAUGUUGGCUGCCAGAUAGUGGCAUUGAACUUCCAGACUCCCUCAAAGGAGAUGCACAUAAACCAGGGUCGCUUUCUGCCAAAUGGGGUUUGUGGCUACGUCCUGAAACCUGAAUUUCAGAGAAGUCUGUCCUCUCAGUUUGAUCCCAACACACUUACCAAUGGGCCAUGGUUACAGAGGAAGAACUUUUAUGUCAUGGUGAUCUCAGCUCAACAGUUACCAAAGCUCAACAAGGACAAACAAAAGUCCAUUGUGGACCCUCUGGUUAGAGUGGAGAUCUUCGGUGUCCCAGCUGACAACGGCAGCAAGGAGACACACUAUAUUGAAAACAAUGGGUUCAACCCCAUGUGGAAUGAGAAAUUCCAUUUUGACAUCCAUGUUCCGGAGCUAGCCAUGGUGCGAUUUGUGGUUGAAGACUAUGACUCAACAUCCCAGAAUGAUCUCAUCGGGCAGUACUGUCUGCCACUAACCAGUGUACAGAAUGGAUAUCGACACGUCCCGCUUCUGACCAAGAGAGGAGACAUCAUCAGCUCAGCCGGACUAUUUGUGCAUCUCAUGCUCAUUGAUGCUCAGUAGGCAUCAGUUUGGAAAAACCCUGAGAAGUAUUCUUUGGAGACCCUAGGAGGAAUGGAAUUUCUCCAGUUUUAAAGCUAAAUAAAAGAACUGAUCAAUGUUUUUAAGGAAAAAAAAUGUCAUCAGCCAAACUGAAGUGGUUGACUCUCUGUUGUCUGUUUAACACAGUCUUUGUAUAAUUUUAGAUUUUUGUGAAAAAAAAUUUUUUUUGGAAAGGUCCUGUAGGUUUACAAAGCAAGAUGGAAAAAUGUGAGUGAUAGAGCAGUGAAUGAGCAGUUUAGCGCAUUAUUUAAAGUGUCAUUCCCAGUUCACUUAUUGACUGUUAAUCUUAAUAAUAUUUUUAUGUUUUACCAUUCCCCUUUAGCUUAUGUUUUGCUCAAACUCAGAAAGCACAAAAAAAGUAAAUCUGUGUUAAUGUGUUAUAUUUUGUUUGACUAAUCAGAUAAUAUAAUGCAGUAUAAUCAGACCGCAAAUGUUUUGCCAGAGAGUCACACGUAUGUCUGUGUGCAUGUGUUCAGGUUUCCUUCGUGCAAUGUUUUUCAAUGUUUUUUUUUCCAUAUUUUUAACCAGACUAAAUGUGCUUUACAACAUUUGUCUAUAAAUAUCUGCAAAUCUUUUUCAACACAUUUGAUCAAGUAUGUUGUGUCAGACUUGAAUUUCGUUUUUUUUGUCAUCUAAUGUACUACAGCAGUUUUCCAUAACAAAUCCGUAUCUUCGCUUUCAGUUUGUCACUUUAGCAGACAUUUGCACUAGCUCUCGAAUAAAACCAUCACUGUCUUGUUUAA